Messenger RNA from Arachis duranensis, 1030 nucleotides. RefSeq lists its product as uncharacterized. NCBI's taxonomy places the organism in Eukaryota, Viridiplantae, Streptophyta, Magnoliopsida, Fabales, Fabaceae. The transcript is spliced from 3 exons. Gene Ontology annotation, cellular component: nucleus; cytosol. Gene Ontology annotation, biological process: tRNA wobble uridine modification; protein histidyl modification to diphthamide. The record is from RefSeq and is a predicted model, not a curated record. The coding region runs from base 137 to 943 and encodes 268 amino acids. Gene Ontology annotation, molecular function: metal ion binding.
UUGUUUCUAUCACCAAAAACCUUGUUCUGUUCUGUUCUGUUCUGUUCUGUUCUUCAUACACAUGUAGAUCACAGAAUCAUUAAUUUAUAUACAACAUUGUUGUGAGUUGUGACAAUUGUCUUAACCCCAUUGAUUUAUGGUUUCAACACAGAAGAGAAUGAUCAUCACCCUUUUGAAGGGGAUGAUGGAAGAUGAUGAUCAAGUUUUUUCCAUGACCAAGAUGAUAAGGAGGAAAACAUGUUUGAUUAUGAUAAUGAUGAUGGGCAUGUUUGUUACAACAACAUAUGCAGCAGGUGACACAAAUAAUGUUUAUAGUCCAUGUCUUGAUGCUAAGGUUCAGACAGGAGAUGGUUUCACCUUUGGAAUUGCUUUUGCAUCAAACAAACAAUCUUUCUUACAGGACAAUGGUGGUCCUCAGCUUUCCCCUUGCGACCGCCGCCUCGGCCUCGCCAGCAACGGUGCAUCCGUUGCUGUCUUUAGGCCAAAAGUUGAUGAGAUCUCCUUACUCACCGUUAAUAGAAACGACACGGCUUCGGGUAGUGGAUAUAUGGUUGCAUUUGCUGGACAGAAGUAUGCCGCAAGAUCACUUCCAAUCAUGUUUGCUGAUAACACACACACAAUUACUAGCUUCACCCUGGUUCUUGAAUUUAGUGGAGGAACCCUUCAAAACUUGUUCUGGAAGAGUUACGGCUGCAAUUCGUGCUCCGGAGGAGGAAACAUUUGUCUGAACAAUACAGAUUGUGCAGUUCCAAACUCAAAGUGUCAAGAAAAUGGAGGUAGUGGCUGCAACAUAGGCAUACAAUUGGCAUUCUCAGGGACAGACAAGAAUCUUGAUGUUCUUAAUUCUUGGUAUGAAGUCAAGAAUCUAAGACAGUACUCUCUCUACACUCUAUACUCCAAUCUGCGCGACACCAUCGUCGCGCCGUAUGAAAAGUUUUUCUAAACUCCUAAACAUGUAAUUAAUUACUCUCUUGAUGAAAUUGUUAUGAGUCUAGACCAAAUUGGUUCCUUAAAUACUAAAUAACUGUUU